UGAGGUUUUUGCAUCACAUGUAAAUUAGAUCGCAUAUCUAGAGGCCUACACGAUAUCCAACCAAAGUCUUGCCAAAAGGUCUUCUUGUCUGAAACAUUCGAUGCUAUGGUCCUUUUGACGUCACAAAUAAAAUGGCGUCAUCACACCCAUCGAACCUCACGUCGUCACCUCUAGACCAAGGACAUUCGGAUAAACUCAUUCACAAGCUGAUACUGACCCACGGGCAUAGCAAUCUGACCCCGAGGUCUACCACCAGGGGGGACAGCUCGAGUUCUCGGGGCUCUGACCACACCUCACUCGGGGACCAGCCCGGACACAGCGGCACGAGCUCUCCAUCAGAAGGGACCAGACGACACGCCCCCACCAGCCACAGAACGGGCGCCGAGAACCUGGGCGCCGAGAACCUGGGCGCCGAGAACCUAGGCUUUGACACCAGUGAGCUCCCUUUACACCCAGGACUUUUGGGUCACCACGAUGAAGAUGAAACAGCAUACGGGGAGUCGUUAAAUGAUGAAAAGGUCAUUAUUGAGAGACCUAUAUAUACUCAAAGGGAAUUUGAUGAGGGCCAUGAAGAAGUGCUACACGGUAAACACAGAGUGUCACGCUUUAUACGGUCACGGGUCAGCAAGUGUGAGUGCUCAUUUGCGUGUGUCCGCAGAUCUGUUGCUCACAGGCUGCCAUUCCUGGCCAUCAUGAGAGAUUAUAAUUUCAAGACGGAUCUAAUAGCAGAUGCCAUAGCUGGAUUAACUGUGGGCAUCAUGCACAUCCCUCAAGGGAUGGCCUAUAGUCAGCUGGCCACAUUACCCCCUGUCUAUGGCCUGUAUGCCUCCUUCUUCCCAGUCAUCCUGUACUUUUUCUUUGGGACAUCAAAACAUAUUUCACUUGGUACAUUCGCGGUGAUCUCCCUUAUGACAGGCUCCACUAUAACCAAGGGGAUAAAGGCCCGCAACCUGGUGCCAACAACAUUCAACAGAAGUGUGGAGGUAGGGGGCAAUGUAACCUUUGAACUCUCAAACAACUCAGAGGAGAUUCUGCACACAAAACUAAUGCUGGCCAUGUCAGUGACCUUCAUUGUUGGGGUUAUACAGUUACUGUUGGGUGUGCUGCGUCUAGGGUUCAUCACUGUCUACCUAUCCGACGCACUGAUCAGUGGCUUCACUACGGGAGCAGCAGUUCAUGUUUUUAUUAGUCAGAUCAGCUCCAUCUUUGGUAUUUCUACUGGAAAAUACAGCGGAGUUUUAAAGCUGGUAUAUGAGUGUAGGGAUAUCUUCCAGAAUUUACCUCAGUCAAAUGUCGUCACAUUCAUUGCCGCACUUAUUUGCAUGCUUCUGUUGUGGAUAGUCAAGGAGUACAUCAAUGGCAACACCAAGGUCAAGGCCAAGCUCAAGAUGCCAAUCCCCAUAGAACUUAUAGUGGUGGUUAUGGGAACGGUGGUGUCCUACUUAGUAAAACUAGAAGAAAAAUACAAGGUCAAGGUUGUUGGAGAAGUGCCAGUUGGUAUUCCACCCCCCAACCUGAACCCUUUCUCCUGCCUGUCUGAAGUUGUGUCAGAUGCCAUAGCCAUCGCCAUUGUGUCAUUUGCCAUCUCAGUCUCCAUGGCCAAGAUCUUCGCCAAUAAACACGACUACUUUGUUGAUGCCAACCAGGAGCUGUUGGCCUAUGGGAUAUGUAAUAUUGUGCCGUCAUUUUUUUCAUCUUUUGUGUCAACUGUGUCAAUGUCUCGGAGUUUGGUGCAAGAAGAGGUUGGAGGUAAAACUCAGGUGACUGGCCUGGUGUCCAGUGUUUUAUUGCUGGUGGUUUUGUUGGUCAUUGGCACCUACUUCAGGACACUGCCAAAUUGUGUGUUGGCGGCCAUUAUUAUGGUGUCUCUCAAAGGCAUGUUCAGACAAUUUUUACAGCUGAAAACUUUAUGGAAAAUUUCCUUGGUUGAUUUUGCGACAUGGAUUGUGGUAUUUUUAGGCACUGUAUUACUGGAUGUUGAUCUAGGUCUUCUUGUUGGGGUCAUGUUUGCUCUACUUACUGUUAUCUUGAAGUCACAAAGACCCCAUUCUUGUGUGAUGGGCCAAGUUCCUGGGACAGAUUUGUAUAAAAAUAUUUCAGUCUACCCCUCUGCCAAAGAAAUUCCAAACAUAAAAAUCUUUCGCUUUGAUUCCGCAAUAUUUUUUGCCAAUUCCGAGUUUUUUAAAACUUCCCUCUACAAACAUACGGUUGAUCCGUAUGAUCUUAAAAAACUGAGAAGAAAACUGAAACGACACAGAAAAAAGGAACAUGUGUAUAUUACAGAGAGCUCCAAUAGUGAGCUUCAAAGUGGUGAAACUGGCCACAGAACAAAUGACAUUCAUCUGACCAUUGGUCAUCCAGCUGACCACCAUUGUAUGCGUACAUCAACAGAGCCCAGCAGAUACAAACAGGCCACAGCUCUGUCUGACAUUGUCUACAUCAUUAUUGACUGCUCCAUGAUGAGUUACAUUGAUGCCAUGGGGGUCAAGGUCUUACAGCAGGUUGGGUAACUCUUUCUGACAAAGUUCCUUCCCCUCCUAUCAUGGUCUCAUCUCU
Physella acuta is the source of this 2556-nucleotide messenger RNA. Its product is annotated as prestin. Gene Ontology annotation, biological process: sulfate transmembrane transport. The record is from RefSeq and is a predicted model, not a curated record. Gene Ontology annotation, cellular component: membrane. NCBI's taxonomy places the organism in Eukaryota, Metazoa, Mollusca, Gastropoda, Physidae. Gene Ontology annotation, molecular function: secondary active sulfate transmembrane transporter activity.